UCCCUCCCUCCAACGGUUCUUUCUCCCAUCAUCAACCUUUCUGCAAAUCCAAUCCAAGCACUGAAAACAAGCAAAACCCAUGGAAACCACACCUCAGUCUCAUCGUUCCGAGCCCCGAAGCAGACUAAAAUCGGCUUCAAGACUUUCCAAACUCCGCUGCUCCGACGAUCAUGAGAUACCGCACCUCGAUAUGGCCCCUUCACCUCCACCUUCAGCUUCAUCUCCAAAGCACCAUUAUAGCCUCCCAGUCCGCGAUCUCCUGCUUUUAUCGCCUUCGCUUCUUCGCAAAUCGAGGACUCGAUUGGCGGAGAAGCUUGAAAUUGGCGAAGAUGGGGUGGAGCUGAGUGGGGGCCGCAGGAGAUCCAGGAAUGGGAAUGCCGGCGGAGGAGCUGUAUUGGGGUGUGCUUCUCCGAGGAAUCAUCGGAGGAGAUCGAGACGGCGAUUGGAGCUGGAAAUGAUGAGAGAGGAUAAAGAUUUGGGUGUGGGAGAAGAAAUGAUUAAGAGGAAGAAGAGGCAUAGUGGUAGAUCUAAGAAAGAUAAACUUGGCUUAGUUCCAAUUUCCUCUCCAAAAUCGAGUGAAUGCGAAGGCGAAGGGGUUAAUCUGGAUAGAAUUGGGGAGAUGGUAAAUGAUCUAGUGAUGUGGAGGGAUGUAGCAAGAUCAAGCCUUUGGUUUGGUUUUGGGUCUAUCUGCUUCUUAUCUUCUUGUUUUGCUAGUGGAGUUAGCAUUAGUAUUGUCUCCUUAGUAUCUCAGUUGGGGCUAUUGUUUUUGGUUGUAUCAUUCUUGUCGAAUUCAAUCCGGCCAAGAGGUAAUGUUGAGGUUAAGUGUGAUAUCCAGCUGAAAGAAGAUGACAUUUUGAGAAUGGGAAGAAUGAUACUUCCAACAGCAAAUCUUGCAAUCUUGAAAACAAGAGAGUUGUUCUCAGGAGAGCCAGCCAUGACACUUAAAGUAGUACCAUUCCUGCUUGUUGGAGCUGAGUAUGGCCAUCUGCUUUCUCUAUGGAGGCUAUGUGCAUUUGGGUUCUUUAUGAGCUUCACUGCCCCAAAACUAUAUUCAUCUUACUCUAGUCAGAUAUGUAGAAAAGCAGGUGAAUACUUGAAAUGUAGGGUGAUGGAGAGCUGGGGAGCUUGCUCUCACAAGAAGACCAUAGCAGCAUCAGCACUGACAGCCUUUUGGAAUCUUACCACUGCCAGAACUCGCAUUUUUGCAGCAUUCAUUUGCUUUGUAGUAAUUAGAUACUGUAGACAACGUUCAGAAGCAAAUAUGGAAGAAGAGAUAAAGCUACCAGAAGAUAAAGAUGAACCCGAAGAUGGGAAGGCAUUGAUUGUGUUUGAGUGAAUUCCCUUCUUGUAUGUUGUUGUAACAAUAAAAAAUAAAAAUCCUUUGCGUGA
This is a messenger RNA of Ipomoea triloba (trilobed morning glory), 1389 nucleotides long. Its product is annotated as reticulon-like protein B17. The coding region runs from base 80 to 1336 and encodes 418 amino acids. The record is from RefSeq and is a predicted model, not a curated record. NCBI's taxonomy places the organism in Eukaryota, Viridiplantae, Streptophyta, Magnoliopsida, Solanales, Convolvulaceae. The transcript is spliced from 8 exons.